Messenger RNA from Habropoda laboriosa, 318 nucleotides. RefSeq names its product zinc finger protein 529-like. The record is from RefSeq and is a predicted model, not a curated record. NCBI's taxonomy places the organism in Eukaryota, Metazoa, Arthropoda, Insecta, Hymenoptera, Apidae. The transcript has a single exon. The coding region runs from base 1 to 318 and encodes 105 amino acids.
AUGUCGAGAGAAAACGAAUCUACGAACGGGGAUACACGCGCACCUCAAGCUAACGGAGUAUUUCUGUUUUCAGCGUAUUGGCAACGGCUACCGGUCAGUUUCGAGAUGUAUCCAUGCGACACGUGCGGCAGACAGUACAGAAGGGUGAUAUCGUUGCAACGUCACAAGAGGCUCGAGUGCGGCAAGGAGGCCCAGUUUGAGUGCGUGCUGUGCCACGCGAAAUUCAAGCACAAGCACAGCUUACUCAGGCACUAUAACGUUCACGUGGCGGACGUGAAGAAAUCGAGCAAGUUCGAGCGCGAGGAGAGGAUCGCUUGA